Messenger RNA from Lactuca virosa, 1284 nucleotides. NCBI's taxonomy places the organism in Eukaryota, Viridiplantae, Streptophyta, Magnoliopsida, Asterales, Asteraceae. The record is from the annotation of a GenBank genome assembly.
AUGGCAAAGGUCCAACGGUUUAGAAGCAUUAGGCAACUUCACACAAUAAUAUCUCAAGAAACCAUUAGACCCUCUUCACCAACACCUCCACACUUAAACACUUAUAACCUCUCGUUGCUGGAUCAGUUUGCCCCUAACAUGCGUAUGCGAAUAGUUUUCUUCUACCCAAAGUACAAAACUGGUGACUCCAACAUCCUAAAGCAAUCGUUAGCUAAGUGUUUGACGCAGUACUACCCCUUGGCAGGUAGGUUUCCGACACCUCCUGCACCAUACAUUAACUGCAACGACGGUGGGGCUGAGUUCUUGGAAGCUAUUAAUGAUAGUCCACUCGAUGAGUUCAUUCAAAAAAAUGAGCAAGACGAAGCCCUAGACCAACUCUUUCCUUAUGGUCUGAGUUGUAUUGCUCACAAUACUAGACCUGGCUUGGUCGAGGUCCAGCUGAACCAUUUUGCUUGUGGUGGAGCGGCAGUGGCUGUGUCAAUGUCGCACAAGGUUGCUGACGCAUUGACAAUGGCCACCUUCAUCAACCAUUGGGCCAUUACUAAGCGUUUUCAGUCGCCAAUAAACCCAUAUUUCAUUUCAUCCUCCACAAGUAAUAAAAUUAUGCCAGAGUUCAUGAUUAAAGAGAUAGAUAAGGUUAAAUAUUCGUCGAGGAGAUUUGUAUUUCCUAAUGCAAAACUAAAUGAGCUCAAGAACAAGGUUAUGGCAAUGUGCACAGCUCCGACCAACCCCACUCGGGUUGAAUUGUUGGUAUCUCUCCUAUUUAAACACGCAGUGAGUGCAGCGACAACAAAGUCAGGUUCUUUAGAGCCAUCAAACUUGUUUUUAACAGUGAACAUGAGGAACAAAUUUUUAGAAAACUAUCCUCAAACAACAGCAGGCAACAUACUUGGGAUGGUGAUAGUAAAGAUGGCGGAUUCAGGUGAAAUCAGGUUGAAUGAGUUGAUUGUUGAACUAAGGAAAGGAAAAAUGGAGCUUAAUGAUCUAAGAGAUGUGCAGGAAGGAGGUGAAAACGUGGCAGACAUGUUCUCAACCCUACAAGGUGAUGUUAGCCGAGUUUAUAAUAUUUCAAGCGUGUGUAGGUUUCCAUUUUAUAAUGUGGAUUUCGGGUGGGGCAAGCCAGUAGAAGUUACAAUACGAGUUCCAAAUGUGGAGGCUAAUGGUCUGGUUCUGAUGGAUACUCCGUUAGGAGAUGGUAUUACUGCAUUUGUGCAUCUGCCAGAAGAAGAAAUGACCAUUCUUCAAAACGAUAACGAGUUCGUUACCUAUGUGGAAGACAUCUAA